AUGGAUUUCAUAGACUUUGAUUCGUUUCAGCAGGAUGAAAUACCUCAACCACAACCUGCAUUGUCAUUGCCAAUAACAUCAAAUAUUGAAAAUUUAGGUAAGCGUUUUUCCAAUUUUAAUAGUCUAACGAAAACCUUAUUAAAGUUCGAUGAAAAGAAUGAUAGCACAGUUAAUGGAGACGAGUCUGAAGAAAUCAAGUUGGCAGAAAAGUAUGCUAAUUUAUCCUUAAAUUUGAUUAAUAGUUUGGAGGAUGGGAAUGAAGAGGAAAAUGAGACAGACUUAAAUAGGUCGAAAGCGACAACUACCCUAUCAACUAGAUUAUCCAGGGUACUUAAUAAUUCCAUGCCAGAUUCAUUAGUCAGAGAUAUUUUUUCUAAUUUGGACUUGAAAAUUGACAAUAUAGAGGCACUUGUUGAGCCUGGGGUUACAGGAUCUAACUCACGUAAGAAAUUAAGAGGAGAUAUUGAAAACGAUCUUAUUAAGACACAGGGGUUGGUGUUAAAGGAAUAUCAGCCGGUCAUUAAAAAUUUGAAUAGCUUAGAGAAUGAUCUUAAGAAUUUGAAUAAAUUGAGAGACUCAAUCACGGAAAAGGUGAAUAGAGACUUUCAAUCCACUAAGGAUUUGAAUGGUAAGGUCAAAGAUUUGAAUGAUACUAAAAGCUUGAUAAAUUUGAAGAAAGGAUUAUUAAUGAGCUUCAAAAAUAAGUUUACGUUGGAUGUAUAUGAGGAGUAUGUAUUACAAAAUGGAGAAAUUAAUGAUGAAUUCUUCGAGGUGUUGAUUAAAUGUGAAAAAAUUCACGAGAACUGUUCUGUUCUUUUAUCAGUGGACAAUCCACAAUUGGGAUUGAAAAUAAUGGCUAAGUUUAAUCAACUAAUUAAUAAAUCACUAGAGAGAAUCAUUAGCUUUACAAAUAAGACAUUAAAUAAUCUUUAUUCAUUAAAUACUACUACAAAAUUGACAACAUUACAUAAAUGUUUAAAAUUUUUAAAAACCAGGCUAAAUUAUUUUAAUACUGUUGUUGAAAACUUUGUUGACACAAGAUCAAGAUUAAUCAUUGAUGAAUUUUUGAAUCAGAUCAAUGGAGACUUAGAUAAGUCUGGUGACAAUAGGUCAGGAUCUAUCCAACACGAUAGACCAAUUAUUCUAUCUGCUCAUGAUCCUGUGAGGUUUAUUGGUGACUUGUUGGCUUAUAUACAUUCAGUUGUCGUAAAUGAGACGGAAACUAUCAGUAGUAUAUUUUCUAUUAGCAAGGAAGUGGAUGGGAAAGAAAACGUUGAAUAUAAGGAUAUAAUCGAUGAUGUUACGGGAAGAAUAUUGAAUUCGUUGUCGAGAUCGGUCAAGUCUAAAAUUGAACAAAUUAUAUCUUCUGAAACUAAAUUAACAACGAUUUAUUCUAUUUACAACUUGGUGGAAUUAUAUACUAUAAUGUUUGCAAAGCAUCUCAAAGAGUCUUCAAAUGACAAACAUAAUUUGUUGACCACUGUAAGAGAAUUGGUCAAAUCUUCACAGAAUAAAAUUACAACUAUUAUUCAAAACAAAUUGACAACCAUAAAGUCAAGUAACCUGGCACAGCUAGAAUUAAAUUCAGAUUUACAGCCACCAGAAUGGAUUAUUGAAUUUUAUUCUGAUAUUUUACCUAUCAUUGAUCAGAAUACUUCAGAUACAUUUAUGAAUUUGCUGACAGAAGAUAAUGCAGAAUUCAUGAACAUGAUCAUAAAUCAACCCAUCGAGAUUUUCAAUGGACAUAUUGAAAACAAUAUUUCCAAGAUGUUUAAUAGAAGAGAUCAAGUUGUCUUGAAGUUAAAUUUUUUAGAUUUAAUUCUUUCUAAGAUCAUGCCCAUAAUACUAUUAUCAGAUAAGAUAUUAGAAUUAAAUGAUUUAACCGAAAAAUUAUCAUUAGAAUUAACAAACUUGCAAUUGGAUAGUUUGAUAAAUGGCUGCCAACUAACUGAUUUUUACAAUAUCAUUAAUAUGAUAUGCCCAUUCUCUGAUGACUUUUUUGAUGUUUCAAUUUAUCAACCCAUCACUGAAAAUAAAUUAUUCACUAAAGAUAAGAUAAUGGGAACCAAUGAUAUUAUUCAAACCUUUUUACCCUCUGCAUUAAUCGAUAUACAACAGUCUUUAUUCAAAGUAAACUCGCCUAUGAUUGUCAACAACAUUAUAACAAACUCUUCGCUUGAGUUUAUUAAAUUCUAUUUGAAAUUCAAUUUGAUAAUAAAUGAAUAUUUAGAUGAUGUACUGUUGAUCUGGUCCGACAUUGAGGUUGCUACGUUAUUGGGUAUGGAAGAGCCAUAUCAACUGGCCAAAAAUUCGAUGAAUUUUGAAUAA
Molecule: messenger RNA, 2328 nt
Organism: Debaryomyces fabryi
Lineage: Eukaryota; Fungi; Ascomycota; Pichiomycetes; Serinales; Debaryomycetaceae
Product: Golgi transport complex subunit
Exons: 1
Coding region: 1-2328 (775 amino acids)
Biological process (GO): intra-Golgi vesicle-mediated transport
Cellular component (GO): COG complex
Source: RefSeq, a predicted model, not a curated record